This is a messenger RNA of Copidosoma floridanum, 724 nucleotides long. It is a transcript of the gene bs, whose product is annotated as serum response factor blistered. NCBI's taxonomy places the organism in Eukaryota, Metazoa, Arthropoda, Insecta, Hymenoptera, Encyrtidae. The record is from RefSeq and is a predicted model, not a curated record. Gene Ontology annotation, molecular function: cis-regulatory region sequence-specific DNA binding; DNA-binding transcription factor activity, RNA polymerase II-specific; protein dimerization activity. Gene Ontology annotation, biological process: positive regulation of transcription by RNA polymerase II.
AAACUAAUUUAAAAUAAAAUUUGUUACUACUGUAAGCGAAUGAAACCAAAGUUAUAGACAUAAAUGUGACAACAACCGUAAUGGACCAGUCAAUUAGUGCAAGAGAUACUCGUUAUGCCAGCCUUGGUUUUGGUAUUGGCAUAAUAGGUGAUGAUUCUAUCACUGAAAUUUAUGGUCGAUCUAAUUCUCAACUACAGUCACAAAGUGACAGUGAAAACAGUGUAAUCGUUGGUGUGACCUCUGAUAGCACAGGAUCUAUAGCAUCUGAAACCGUCAAUAUAUCACAACCAAAUGACACUAGUAUUGCAAUUGUUAACAUGCACCGUGGUCUUAAAAGAACAUCUACUGAUGUAUGUUAUGAUAAUUUAAACGAAUCACCAGAAAUAUCUUCGCAAACUCAAAGUUUGUCUAAUUGUGUAUCUAAUCAUGCAGAGGAAAGUUAUACAAAUCUCGUAUUGUCUAAGAAAUCUCCACCGUCCAAUGGUAAAAAAACCAAAGGGAGAGUGAAGAUUAAAAUGGAGUAUAUUGAUAAUAAGCUGAGGAGAUACACAACAUUUUCGAAACGGAAGACUGGCAUUAUGAAAAAGGUGUAACAUAACUUUCUUACCCUUAUGUAUAAGGAAAUAAUCCAUAACAUACCAACUAGAUUUCUUAUCAUUUUAUUAUAGUAACAUAGUAAUACAUAUUUUUAUUUAGUUUAUGAGUAGAACUUUUGAAUCACACA